Molecule: messenger RNA, 816 nt
Organism: Caenorhabditis angaria
Lineage: Eukaryota; Metazoa; Nematoda; Chromadorea; Rhabditida; Rhabditidae
Source: the annotation of a GenBank genome assembly
AUGUCCAAAAUAUUUUUUCUUCUAGCUACAUUGAGAUUUGCUACAGCUUGUGCGGAUGUUUGCAGUAAGUUCGCUCUAAUGAUAACCUUUAUGACGUGGCAAACUCCAAUUUUUCAGACGAAGAUGACGGUGCCUACGUCAUGAGUACGUUUCCCAAUGUUGCACCAGUUCCAACAUGUUCAGAAGGUUAUAAAAGUUUUCCAAGACCGGGUUACAAUUGGUGUAUGAAGAUUUAUCCAGCAAUAUUGAAAAACUUCACUGAAGCCGAAGCUUUGUGUACUGCAGAUGGAGCAGUUCCAUCAGGUCAUCAAAAUGAUGUUGAGGAAAGCUGGAUUACUAGUGAGUGAACCGGUACAAUUGUUUUUUUUUUGAAGAUUAAUUUUAUUCAUUCAGGGACGGCAAUUACCGUACAAGCAGAAUAUGGUUAUACAAUUGGUGGUGUCUGGCUGGGUCUCCAUAUCACGCUUGGUUGUGACUACACUGGUUUCGCGGAUGACAGUCCGAACUGUGGUACCAACUCUUUCGAAUGGACAGAUGGUUACACAACUGGAUCAAGUCAGAUCAAAUGGGCGGAAGGUGAACCAUGGCAAUCAAAGUAAGUUGGAUUUCUUGAAAAGUUUGUAGUUUGAAAAAAAAUUUAGCGCUUACCAAUGUGCAUUGAUGGCAGCGUAUUCUGCAGGUAAUUUUCCUGACAACGACUUCGAAGCUCUACCAACUCAAGUUAUAAAUGUUGCUUGUAAUACAAGAUAUGCAUCGCGACCCUUUCAAACCAGGACAACUAUUGUUUGCGGAAAACCGCCGACAGAAUAUUCCUGA